Molecule: messenger RNA, 1107 nt
Organism: Brassica napus (rape)
Lineage: Eukaryota; Viridiplantae; Streptophyta; Magnoliopsida; Brassicales; Brassicaceae
Exons: 2
Coding region: 1-1107 (368 amino acids)
Source: RefSeq, a predicted model, not a curated record
AUGGAAGAGGAGAUGAAAAUCCUCUCCCAGAAGUACAACCCGCAGAAGACGCCCACGAAAAAGAAUACCUCUCGAAACGACAAGUAUGUCCACCACGAGGGAGAAGACACCCAGGGCGAGCACAACUACACUAUCAAUUCCGAACAAGGGAAGACCUCCGGAAACACCUGGUCCAGGAACCAGUAUAAGGAUAACUCCUACUGCGAGUUCCCCCAGACCAAAGGUCAUUCCACUACGAACUGUAAAGUUCUCGGCGGAAGGCUAGCCGUAAAACUCCUCGCUGGCGACCUCUCGAAGGUUACUAGCAUAAAGGACCUCAUCCUGGAUUCUGGCCGCCCUCCUGGGACUGAUAAAGAGUCUCCCGAGAGGGACGCACGCGCAAAUCAGUCUGGCGAAAAACGCGGAAGAAGACAGGAUGACCUUAGAGACAGUAGUACCCGCCGGAGGAUAAACAUGAUCAUUGGAGAAUCGCAAUUCUACCGCGACUCUGUUUCGUCCAUCAAGGCCUGCGGAAGAAAGGCGGAAACAAGUUCUAACUGGACGACUCGGUCCCUGACCGACAACGCUCCAAACGAUACGAUUGUUUUCGAGGAGGAGGAAACCGUCGCACUUGAUAAACCUCACUGCGACCCGCUGGUCAUCGACUUGGUCAUUCGAGACCUCGAAGUGGGAAGAAUCCUCAUCGACACAGGCAGCACGGUCAACGUCAUUUUCCGCGACACUCUUCGGAGAAUGAACAUCGAACUCUGGGAAAUCAUCCCGGAACCAAAACCGCUGACCGGUUUUUCGGGCACAACAUCAAUGACCCUCGGAUCGAUCAAACUUCCGGUCAUGGCAAAGGAAAUCACAAAAAUCGUUGACUUCGCUCUACGACAAACUCGGAACACCCCUGCGGUUAGCCCGAAGCGAGUCAAGAAAACUCAGAGUACUCCCGAAGGUUUCAAGAAGAGCGAUUCGGAAUCACUCGCCCAGGCAACGGCUCCGGACAGCGACGCGAUCCCGGAGUCCAUCGCCCUACCAGCGGAAAACCCGACUCACGAAACGGCCUCCGAUUUAACUAAAGCCUCAACGGCCAAAGUAGCAGAAAGGGCCCUAUCCAACAAGUAG